Tuber aestivum (summer truffle) is the source of this 1578-nucleotide messenger RNA. NCBI's taxonomy places the organism in Eukaryota, Fungi, Ascomycota, Pezizomycetes, Pezizales, Tuberaceae. The record is from the annotation of a GenBank genome assembly.
AUCUAUCUCUUUCCUCUGCUCUGUUACAACCUUCUCCGCGCGAAGCAGUUCACAGGAAAUCAACAACAAAACAAUCCAUGACUGGAGUAAGUCUGAUGGAUAACCACCCUCUCCUCAUGAUGACCAAAAGCUAACGAGUGCCUAACAAAAAUUCCAGUACCAAGGCUACGAAAUGGAGUCCCCGCUCCUCCAAAACCCGGAGCCGCACGGCCAUGCCCCCGGCGGCCAGGGACAUAGAGGCCACCAAGCGCUCUCGUUAAACUCUUUCCUGAAUGAAGUCACCGACAUCCGCGGUCUCCUGUCGACGUUCAGGCAAGCCGUGCUGAACAUCGGCUCCCUGCACAACCAGACUCUACAAUCCUAUGACAAUGGCGCUACCUCUGGCUCAACACAGCAGCUGGAAUCGCUGGUCGCGGAGACAUCGGUGCAGACGAAACAGCUGAGGGAUAGCAUCAAGUCCCUUGAGCGGGACGCUCUCAUAGCGGAUGACUAUGCCACGCAGAAUACAAAGAGGCAACAUAUUGAUAAGUUGAAGGGUGACUUUGAUAAGGAGUUGAGGGCGUAUCAGCAGGUAGGCUAUAUAUAUAUAUUUUCCAUCCGAUGAAACUUGAUUGGAUUAAUCAAUCAUGGUAAUCAAUGCUAAUGACGGACGGAUGGAUCGUGGGAGGGAUAGACGGAGAAUUCAUUCAAGACUAGAUACCGGGACCAAAUGGCCCGGCAGUACCGCAUCGUAAACCCCGAGGCAACGGAAGCAGACGUAGAACGCAUGGUAGAAAGCGGAGAAACUCAAGUCUUUUCACAAGCAGUAAAUCUACCCCUCCCCCGCCCACAUCACUUGCUAAAAAAGCCACUUUAGCUCCUCUCCAGCGGCCGCAGCCGCGAAGCCCAUUCCGUCAACGCGGCGGUCCGUGCCCGCCAAGCCGAAAUCCAACGCAUCGAGACAACACUAAUAGAGCUCCUUGGCCUCUUCGAGCAAAUGGCGGAACAAGUCGUCCUGGACGAACCAAAGAUAAUGCACAUCGAGGAGAACUCCACUAAAGUCGAACGGGACAUGGAGCACGCGACGGUCCAUAUAGGCAAAGCCGUUGUGAGUGCCCGCGGCGCGAGGAAGAAGAAGUGGAUCUGUCUGGGUAUUGGCGUUGGCAUUGUCGUGGUUAUCGCGAUUAUCAUUACCGUUGUAGUGGUUAUCCGAAAUUCUGGGAACAAUAAGGAUAACAAUCAAGAUCCGAAGCCUUCGGGGUCUUAGGGAGCGCAGAGGUGCGAUGAGGGGGUUUCUUUUGUUUGGGUGGGUGGAUGUAUAAUGAUUUCUCUCCACGUCUCUUUUUUUUCUUUUUUCCCUACACCCGAUGGGAACUUUUCGGUAUCAAUUCUCGCUUAGCGGUUUGGAUUUGCUGGGGGAUGUGAGUUUUCCCCACUAGAAUAAAGCACAAUUAGGACUAGGAAAACCUCAACCACCCCGAACAUAUCCAUCUAUAUGUACCUAUCUGGUGGCAGGUGACGGCUACUCUGGCGAGAAUGACAAGCAUUCUUUAGUAGCUUGUUCUCUGUCAAACAGGAAUCCAAAAAUUUUACGAAUAU